AUGCAUAAUCCUGUUGAAUAUUAUUAUUCCAACGAUUACUAUUUGUCAUAAAUAACAAAUGGUAACAUAAAUCGCCUUAAUACUUCCUACUCUCCUAAAAAAAUUUUGAUGAGCAUAUGUAAGAAUGAUUGUCAAACACUUAUUAAACAAAAAACCUUUAAUUUAGAAUCAAAAGAAAUACAUCCUCAUAUUGUUAGACAUAAAUGUAUUAAAUAAUCUUUUACUAAAUUGGCAGAAUCUAUUCUUAGUGUAAGUAAUUGUUUUGAUAGUAUUACAAGUACAUCCACAAAAACUGAUAAGUUUGUUUAAAAAUUAAAACAUAAAAUAAUUACUCCAUCUACUACUCCACCUAAACCUCAUAAUCAUGAAAUACGUAGAAUUCCAGGUAGACUUCACAAAGGAGUUUUAUUAAGAAAUCUUGAUAAUUCAAUUAAUUAUAUUGAUAGAUCAUAUAUUUUAGAUCCAAAAUAAGAAUUUGGAACCUUUUCAAUGAGUCCAAAACCUAAAAUUAUAGAUCGUAAUUCAGAUUUAUUUAGAUAAAAAAAUAAAUAAAUAUCUAAUGCUGCUAAUAUUUCAAGCCAAAAUAAAGAUCUAUAGAAACAACUUAUAAUUAGAAAGUCUCUCUUAAAUAAUGAAAUUACUAACAAUUCUCUUAAACAAACUACUUCCAAUUUAAUUGAUUAAACUAUUGAAGCAAUGAAAGUUGAUUGUUUUUACACAAAAAUUAGUCUUAAUAAUACUAAUCAUUUAGUUUUGAUAUAAUUUGAGAAUGUUUUGGGAUAUGAUGAAUAAAGUUAUUUUGGAUUACAAUCUGAUUUCAUUAAUAGCAAAUAAUAUAAUGAAUAUAUAGUUUUAAGAGAUCAUUAUUUUUAGAAGGUUUCAUCUUCUCAAUCCUUCUAUAUACUUAAGAAUUUCAAAGAAUUAUUUAAUUCUAUUUCUCGUGUUUAUUAAGUAGGUUUAUUUACAGUAUAAUACCCUUAAUUACUAAAAGAAUUUCUAUAAGAAAGAAAAUUAAGAGUUAAUUGUGGAUUUUAAAUAACAAAUUAUAAAAUUGAUACUUUUGUAUUUGAUAUUACUUAAGUAUUGACUAAUCUUUAAAUACUUACAGCAGAUUUAUUAAUAAUAAUAUAACCAUUUUAAAUAUUAAGUAAAUAAUAAUCUCAUAAUAAUACUAAUUCAAAAAUUCCUUAUUAUGAAUACUAUGGUUAAAGGUUCUUUCUACCAUUCUCAGAGAAAAUUCAUCCUAAUAAUUGUAGAUUAUUAGCCUUACCUUAAUUAUCAAUGGAAUCUCUAUUAAAAUAAGAUGAAUAAAGUAAAGGAUUUGUACAAAUUAAUUAUUUUAUUGAAUAAUUUACAUUGGCAUUAUAGAGUGAAAGUUACUUUGUAAAAUUUCUUAAUAAAAGUUAAAAUAGAAUUAAAACUCUUGAUUAAUCAACAUAUUUUAGAUCAUAAAAAUAAAACUUAUUAAGAUAGUUAUUUUUUAUUGAUACUUUAAAGAUUUCUGAAUAAAAGUAAGAUUUAAUUAAGAUGAAAAAGAAAGAAAUAAUUUAAAGAAUUAUAUAGAAAUUUGAUCAUUCAAAAUAAGCUGAAUAAUAUAUAAAUGAUUUAAUGUUAAGGAAUAAAGAGAUUUUUAAGAAAAUGAGAAAUUAUAAAUAAGAAAAUGUGAAUAAAUUGCAUAAAUUAUAAUAAGAACUUUCUCAAUAGCUAAUUAGAUAUAAUUAUUGCGAAAUGUUUGUUGAUACAACAUACUACUUAGCGUAUUGA
This is a messenger RNA of Paramecium pentaurelia, 1764 nucleotides long. The record is from the annotation of a GenBank genome assembly. NCBI's taxonomy places the organism in Eukaryota, Ciliophora, Oligohymenophorea, Peniculida, Parameciidae.